AGUUGCAUCCGAAGGUUUGGUUUUAUUGCUUUGUUUUUUUUGUCUGAAAGUCGGAUGUUUACGCCGCCUCGGUGGUCUACACCCAUACGGACGUCCUUCAGAAUGCUCGCGCACCCUCGCGCUGAUGACUUCUGAUGACUUAUUGAGCGCGUCGCACCCGCCUCGUGCGGUCCCUGUGGAAACGCCCCACUCGGUCCCUGUGUGCGUGGCUGUACGGUAAGAGAAGGUGCUCAUUUCAGAAUGGAUCUUUUCUCCAACUCCCACGCCAGAGGCGAAGGCUGGUACUUGUCCCUGAUGCCACCAAACACAAAAGGAGCGAACUUCGCGUGGCUUGACCCAUCAAGACUCUACUGCAGUUCAAAGGCCUUGUCAGACUGUGUGAAGGAUCUCCUUAAACCAUUCUACAACGACACCGUUGAUCUGGUGGUGGGAAUUGAUGCAAUGGGCUUCAUCCUUGGUACUGCUAUAGCCACCACUCUGGGAAAAGGGUUCCUGGCCAUUCGGAAAGCAGGACACUUAUGUGUUUCGACCAAAACGCAGGAGUACAGCGACUACACUGGAAAAGAGAAAGUGAUAGAGGUGCGAGAGGAUGUGUUAAAGCCAGGUCUGCAUGUCCUCCUAGUGGACCAGUGGAUCGAGACUGGAGGGACUAUGAAAGCUGCCAUCAAACUAGUAGAGGAACAGGGAGCUACAGUUGUGGGUGUUGCAGCUGUGGCCAUUGAGAACAGCGAGGGUGGAAAGUGGAUAAAGGAACACUAUAAAUAUUCCCACUGCAUCCCUGAAGAACUUCAGCCUCAAAUUGACAGACAAUUGGAAUCCUUCCGAAACUUCAGUCCGAAAAAUUAGACAGAAGGGCUGUUUUCUUCACUUGCUACAUGCAGUCUUCUGCCUUGAAUA
Molecule: messenger RNA, 897 nt
Organism: Electrophorus electricus (electric eel)
Lineage: Eukaryota; Metazoa; Chordata; Actinopteri; Gymnotiformes; Gymnotidae
Product: zgc:174895
Molecular function (GO): adenine phosphoribosyltransferase activity
Source: RefSeq, a predicted model, not a curated record